This is a messenger RNA of Tribolium castaneum (red flour beetle), 1890 nucleotides long. Its product is annotated as histone H4 transcription factor. Gene Ontology annotation, biological process: regulation of transcription by RNA polymerase II. NCBI's taxonomy places the organism in Eukaryota, Metazoa, Arthropoda, Insecta, Coleoptera, Tenebrionidae. The coding region runs from base 261 to 1877 and encodes 538 amino acids. The transcript has 7 exons. Gene Ontology annotation, molecular function: DNA-binding transcription factor activity, RNA polymerase II-specific; RNA polymerase II cis-regulatory region sequence-specific DNA binding. The record is from RefSeq and is a predicted model, not a curated record.
CAUUUAAGUACGUUUUUUUUGAAACUACACUCAAGCCUUGAUAAGCUUGAUAAUUUACCAGAAGACGCCUCUUUUACCAUUCAAUUACAAGUCACAGAGUUUGCGCAUUUGGAGUACAAGCAAGACCCCCUUAAUGAAAAUUUUUUGUGGGUCGCAGCGCCCGAAUAUGACAAUAGUUCGUUUCCCGUAAUAGCGCCUUUGCAUAGUGUUAACACCGGUUUCGUCCAUUUUCAAAUUCUUGUCGAAAAACCGUCGUAAAAAUGUGUGAUAGUAAUAGAAGGAAGCGGAAACGUAACAGUUCGUUAGAAACGUGCAGAACUGUGAAAGGAAUUUUUAAAAGGGGCGAUUUGGAGGAUUCUUUAUCGGCUUCCGAUUGGAGUUCGCAUAAUGAUCAUUACAAAUCAAGAAGAAGAAAUCGGAUUGUUAAACUAGAUUCUGACCCUUUGCUUCUGACGUGUGAAUGGGAUUCGUGUUAUCAGGAUUUUACGGAAUUUGUCCCCUUUGUCGACCAUCUGAAGCAACAUUUGCACAAUUACAGUUUAGUCGGAGAUGGGGUGUGCACGUUUUUUGCAGAUUGUUGUUGGACGGGGUGCACUUACGUCGCCAACUCGAUACCGGACCUAAACCAGCACUUGUGCUAUCACGCCUACCAUACCAAAUUAAAAUGUCGUGGCAAGAGUGUCUUAUACCGCACUAAUUUGCCCGAAUGCACCCUAACCGAGCACUUUGUAAUUCCCGUAACUCCCGAUGGGUAUCUUUGCGAGUGGGAGUACUGUAACGAGCGAUUUGAGACGAUAUUUGAACUCUUUGAACAUGUUCGAGUUCACAUUUAUCACAAUCCAAAAAACCACAAACAGGGCAAUAUCACUUGUUGCUGGAAAGGGUGCACCAAUAAAACGAAAUUUCGCACUCAGUGUAAGUUAGCUGAGCACAUGAGGAUGCACACAAAGGAGAAAAUGGUGGCGUGUCCGACUUGUGGUAACUUAUUUUCUAAUGUAACGAAGUUUUGUGAUCAUCGACGGAGGCAGUUGCCGAUUAAUCUACAAAGUUAUUUGUGUUCGCAAUGCUCGAAAUAUUUCCCAAGUGAACGCUUAUUGAGGGAUCACAUGAGACUGCAUAUUAACCAUUACAAGUGUUCCAUGUGCGAAAUGACCUGUCCUAAACCAUCAAUCCUUGCCAAACAUAUCAGAUACAAACAUUUGAGCGAGAGACCGUUUAAAUGUAACUACUGCGAUUACGAAUGCGUUUCGAAGCACAAUUUGGAUUUCCAUGUGAAAACGCACGACCCUGAGAGUGAAUACAAGUGCUCUGAUUGUGGCUAUGAAUGCCGGUCUCAGUUCGGUUUGGACCGACAUUAUCAAAAAGCCCACGGAAAAGACUUAACUAACGUGUACGAAUGCCACAACUGUAAAAAACAAUUUAUGCGUGGGGGUUUCUUGACUAAACAUUUGAUGAAAGUCCACAAUUACCACUGGCCGUCGGGUCACUCGAGGUUUCGCUACAAGGAAGAUGCGGACGGGAUUUAUCGGCUUCAAACGGUCCGAUAUGAGACACUUGACGUGACUGAGGAAAUUAUCAAAGGGAAAACGGUUCAAGCUCCCUCAGAGAAGGAAUCUUUGAAUUUCAAUGUGGUGAAGAAAACGGCGAAAGAUUCUAAUUCGUUGCAUACUUUCGAGGUGGUUUUUUCGGAGAAAGAUGAGACAAAGAGUGAGAGUGAAGCCGCGAAGGAGGUGUUGAUUCAAAUCGAUGAUCUUGAUACGAAAGGACAAGUUGUCAAGUCGCAGACGAUACAUUCGAUUUGUGCAGAUUUGGAGGAGAUUAGUGAUUGCAAUAGCAAAGAAAUUGUAGCUAUAGGGGACAAAACGAAUGAAGUUUAGUUGGGUGUGCCAA